AUGCCGGAAAAAGGACAGUUCACGACGGGGAAGACUGCUCUUCUACUAUCCGUCGCCGGAAUUAUCAUCGGCGGCCCUCUGGUGGCGUUGAUGGGAAUCAUCUUCGCGGUUACUAUGACUCUCCUCCUCGUAGCCUCGCCGCUGUUCAUAAUAUUCAGCCCCGUGCUGUUUGGCGCGGCCUGCGUCUUUGGUCUGGUGAUGCUCGGACUGGCGGCGGCGGGUGCCAUGGCGGUCGUGGGGGUGUCUGCGGUGGCGUGGGUUCUCCGGCCGUCGUACGCGAGCGGAAGAGGCAUUCAGUUCCAGUCUGAUAAGUUGAUCGACUCCGGCGGCGGCGGCGGCGGCGGCGUGGAGCAGGAAAAAGAUUGGGCUGGGUAUAUUCAGCAGAGACCGCUGACCACACAUGAGCUCUGA
This is a messenger RNA of Erythranthe guttata (spotted monkey flower), 411 nucleotides long. Its product is annotated as glycine-rich protein / oleosin. Lineage: Eukaryota; Viridiplantae; Streptophyta; Magnoliopsida; Lamiales; Phrymaceae. The record is from RefSeq and is a predicted model, not a curated record. Gene Ontology annotation, cellular component: monolayer-surrounded lipid storage body; membrane. Gene Ontology annotation, biological process: lipid storage.